This is a messenger RNA of Pichia kudriavzevii, 1203 nucleotides long. RefSeq lists its product as uncharacterized. Gene Ontology annotation, cellular component: cell surface; fungal-type cell wall. The record is from RefSeq and is a predicted model, not a curated record. NCBI's taxonomy places the organism in Eukaryota, Fungi, Ascomycota, Pichiomycetes, Pichiales, Pichiaceae. Gene Ontology annotation, biological process: fungal-type cell wall organization. Bases 1 to 1203 code for a protein of 400 amino acids. The transcript has a single exon.
AUGAAACUAUCUAAUACUUGUCUUUUCACAAUUGCUUCUCUGUUGGUUUCCGUUAAGGCAUCCGAUGAAGAAUGUACAACUACUGCUACCACUGUUCAUAUGCAUCAUCAACAUAAAAGAGCAGUCGCUUAUGAUUACGUCUAUGUGACCGUCACUGUCGAUGGUGACGGUAAUACUUAUGAACAAUCAACUACUUCUACUUCUACUUUUGAACAACCAACUCCUUCCAAUAUUCCUACAUCCUCAUCCUCCUCAUCUUCCUCAUCUUCCUCGGCUCUAUCAUCAACUUCUGAAGACGAUUCAUCUUCUUCAUCCUCAUCUUCUUCAUCCUCUGCUUCUGCUUCAAGCUCUAGCUCUUCUAAUAGUAAGGGUUACUCAUAUUCAUCUUCUGGUGAUUUGGGUGCAUAUCAAGAUCCAACUGAUGAUUUCGAAGAUGGAGUUAUUCCAUGUUCCCAAUUCCCAAGCGGCAAUGGUGUUGUUGCCUUGGAUUAUUUAGGAUUUGGUGGUUGGUCAGGUCUUUACCAUGAUGAUACCUCUACUGGUGGUUCAUGUGAAGAUGGUACUUAUUGUUCCUAUGCAUGUCAACCAGGUAUGUCCAAGACCCAAUGGCCAAGUAGUCAACCUGGUAAUGGUGUUUCUGUUGGUGGAUUAUAUUGUAAAGAUGGUACUCUUCAUAGAACUAACAAAGAUACUACUCAUCUAUGUGAAUGGGGUAUUGAUGCUGCAAGAGUUGUAUCUGAAAUUGAUCAAAGCGUUGCAAUCUGUAGAACCGAUUAUCCAGGUACAGAAAACAUGGUCAUUCCAACCAUUGUCGGUCCAGGUUCAGAGAACUUGUUAACUACUGUCGAUGAAGAUACUUAUUAUACCUGGCAAGGUAAAAAGACAUCUGCUCAAUAUUAUGUCAAUAAUGCAGGAGUUUCCCAAACUGAUGGUUGUGUUUGGGGUACAGCUGGUUCAGGUGUUGGUAACUGGGCACCACUGAAUUUUGGUGCCGGUUACACAAAUGGUGUCUCAUAUUUAUCUUUAAUUCCAAAUCCAAAUAACAGAGAUGCUGCUAAUUUCAAUGUUAAAAUUGUCGCUUAUGAUGAUAACUCUGUUGUCAAUGGUGAAUGUGUCUACGAGAAUGGUUCCUACAAUGGUAAUGGCCAAGAUGGUUGUACUGUUGCAGUUACUUCUGGUAAGGCCAAAUUUGUCUUUUAUUAG